Messenger RNA from Juglans microcarpa x Juglans regia, 675 nucleotides. RefSeq lists its product as uncharacterized. NCBI's taxonomy places the organism in Eukaryota, Viridiplantae, Streptophyta, Magnoliopsida, Fagales, Juglandaceae. The transcript has 2 exons. The coding region runs from base 116 to 424 and encodes 102 amino acids. The record is from RefSeq and is a predicted model, not a curated record.
AGCAAAGAUAUACAAUAUAUAUGCAGAAGAUGAUGAUCAGAAGUACUGAUGAGGAGAUCAAGGGAAUUUGAUGCUGAGAUUGAUGCAUUAAUGAUCGAUCUUUUGCUCAGCAAACAUGCUGAUGAUCAAACAUAUUGUUGAUGAAGUACUUGCCUUUCUUUCGGUUGUUGUCGGCCUCAUGAUGAUCAGCUGCUUGCUGGGCACAAACAUACUUGCUUCUGCUACUGUACCUCGAGAUGAAGUCGAUGCUCUCCAGCAAAUUGCAGAGACAAUGGGGGCUACUGAUUGGAAGUUUAAUGCCAAUACUUGCCAAGUCGAAACGGUUAUGUCGGGUCCGCCGCCGAGCCUUCCGAGAAGAAAGUUAGUUGCAAUUGCCAAUUCGAGAACAAUACCCGCCACAUCGUACACAUGUAUGUUAUCGUAAUUGUAUGCACUUGCGAGGUACCCUAGCUCUAGCUCAUACAUUAGGAAACAUUGUAACAUUGGACAAUGUAAACAUUUUGGGCGUACGAUUACACCCUAAACAUUUGAAACAAGUUCUGUUCUCAGAUAGAAAUAUGUAAAGUAUUAAUUUUGGCGGUCAUAAUGGAUGAAAAGUAGGUAGUAUGACAAAAUCUUGACGAAGGGACGACGAUGGGAUCUUAAAAGAUGUUGUAAAAUAUUCAUUUUUUUCUA